Molecule: messenger RNA, 423 nt
Organism: Chiloscyllium plagiosum (whitespotted bambooshark)
Lineage: Eukaryota; Metazoa; Chordata; Chondrichthyes; Orectolobiformes; Hemiscylliidae
Source: RefSeq, a predicted model, not a curated record
AUUCACAUUCCUUUGAUCUUCGGAGGUGCUGUGCAGUAUUGACAUUAUGUGCAACAGCAAGUAUGUUGAAUGAUUCACUGUGUGCUCCUCUUAUUCCUUCCAGGCGGCGGUUGAUUUCCCAACGUUCUUCGUUAGAAACUCUGGAAGAUAUCGAGGAGAAUGCUCCAUUACGGAGAUGUCGGACUCUAUCGGGUUCACCCAGACCAAAGAGCUUUAAGAAAAUUCACUUUAUCAAAAAUAUGCGACAACAUGACACCAGGAACGGCAGGAUAGUGCUAAUCAGUGGCAAGAGAUCCUUCUGCUCAGUGUUUUCAGUAAUGCCAUAUCGAGACAACAGUCAGACAGGCUUGUCAACAGUAGCUCAGCACUCUGCUGACCCCACCGUAUUUGCCUGUCUCUGUGACACGUCUGUUGAAAGUACAG